AGUAAAAAAGGACGGAUCACUAGAGCAUUGUAGCUCCCUGCACAAGCUCAAGCCUAAUUAAGGAAACUGUUUGGUGUGCUUGUGUGGACCACGUAUGAACCACACGAUGAUACGCCGCCUGGGGAAUUAUGUCUGGCGACUGACCACGUUGCAUCUUCUCGUCGCAUAUAAGAAGUAGAGCUGCUCUCUGGCCUUCAUCCGCCGACCACGCAAUCGCCUUUCCUAUUGUGCUUUGCUCUCGCAAAGAUGACUUUCAGCAAGCUGAUGUUUGGUCUGACACCGGCCCCCACAGCACAAUUUCUCGCUCUCCUAACUAUGUUUCUGACAACUGUGUCAGCCAAGGGAAAGCCAGCAUCAACGGCCGAGCCCACUGGCAAGACCCCCGACUUCAUCUUCAACAAACCAUUGUCUGCAACCUUGUCCACGCCACUGCUCCAGCAAAUUCCCCUUUAUUUGCAUUGUGGCGGCGGCACCCAUUAUGCAGCAGUGACCCUAGACAUGGCACUCAUUGCCAAUAGUAGACAUGGAUACUGGCCAAUGAACGCAGGCACCCAUCUGUACACGGAACCCUUUAACCCAUCGCUUGGUCAGCCUCUGACAUGGAACGAAAUGGGGCUCUGCAGGUUUUUCAAAGACCAGGAAGGCUAUUUUCAGGCCAAAGCCCCAUUUUUUAACAAAGAGGGCACAAGAGUAGGAGACGUGGUACUCACGGUCAAGACUGAUGAUCACAAACCACCAACAAGUAAUGCAACGUCGCAGGUCAAGAUUUGCUCCUUGUACUUCAGCCCAGAGGUGUCAAAAAGCGACUUUACGGCUGGGCGAGAAUUUCAGAAGCCAUGUUAUGAGGAAGUCCCGGCACAAGGUUGGCCAACAACAGUGAACGACCUUUGGAAUCACAAGCUGCCACGGCAAGGGACCGUUUCUUGCAAGUUGAAAUCAGGCAAAACAUUCAACACAAAGCUUCAGGACAUCUUGAAAAGGCCUUUUGCUGGCGAGCAUUACCAACAGUGGAAACUGAGGCCUACUCGCGAUGACACAGCAGAUCCAUACGGAAACCAGUACUACAAGAGCACGAAGCAGGGUUUUCUUAUUGGUGUUGAUCUCGAUCGAGACACAGCCAUGUUCGGUGAAACAAAAGACCGUCCUAGACUUGUGAUCGAAGGAGUAGCUGAGAGCAAAGUGGAAAUCAGAGAGCCAACUGAAUUGACUGAGUGGUACAUUUUUCCCGAUACAACUUCGGACGCCGUGAACUGCACAUUCAUCGCGACAAGCAUGUAAAUCGGAGCUGCUACUCAGCUGCGGGCAGAAAAGUGAGUACAGAACUCGGCACUGAGGGUAUUGCAAUUGGUGGCUUCAGAUUUGACAUUGAAGUUCCUGACUUUCUAGAAAUUCACCGCUGACAGUACUGGUGUAGCAUCCUAGAGAUGCUC
Protomyces lactucae-debilis is the source of this 1430-nucleotide messenger RNA. RefSeq lists its product as uncharacterized. The record is from RefSeq and is a predicted model, not a curated record. NCBI's taxonomy places the organism in Eukaryota, Fungi, Ascomycota, Taphrinomycetes, Taphrinales, Protomycetaceae. Bases 247 to 1278 code for a protein of 343 amino acids. The transcript is spliced from 4 exons.